Molecule: messenger RNA, 19226 nt
Organism: Spirometra erinaceieuropaei
Lineage: Eukaryota; Metazoa; Platyhelminthes; Cestoda; Diphyllobothriidea; Diphyllobothriidae
Source: the annotation of a GenBank genome assembly
AUGCCUAAACGGAGUCUCGGAAGUGAGUAUCCUGUGAUGCCAACCUUCAACAUAUUUUUCAUGAUUGACCAAGAGCGCCAGCUAAGUAAUGACGGACGCAUUUCUCUACCUUCUUGCAGCCAUGAAGAUCUUCAUGAAGCUAAAACUAUCCAAACUCAUCUGGUUAACUUUUCCUACUGUAAAUUACAAUAUCCAAAUGACCUUAAUGUCCUAUGGUAUUUAUGACACCGGAAGAUUAGUAGACCUAACAUACUUAUUUUUUCUCCCCAUGGUCUCUGUUUUCGGCAAUUUUCGACAUCCAGUUCGAGUUUCAAACUCGCACUUCGUAUUCGUUUGAUUGGUUUCUUGUCAGAUAGGCAUAUUGUGAGAGAUUUAUGCCUACAGUAUCUCAUUGCUCCGUUUCCUGACCGUGUAUUCCAGGUAAAUUACCUACUACCAUUGCAUAUGCCGAACUACUAUUUUUGUCCUAGGGAAAUGCUAAAAACUUAGCUGCAAAGGAUCGGCCAUAAAUGCACCCACAUCCUUGCAUUAAAAUGUCCAGAUAUCAUGGAAUAUAGGGAUAUGAAAUAGGACUCUAAAUUUUCUACCUUAAGUCGUAAAAGAAUAACGGAACCUGUAGGGGAAAUUUGUUUUACUCAUUGAAGCGAUGCACUAGAGGCAGAGCUUGAUUCAACUCGCUUCGGAAAGUUAAAUAAAUUAAUAUCAGAUGACAGAAUUGAAUUAUCAAAUGAUUCGUACGGCCAACAAGGCACGAGAGGCAGUAACUUUUCUUCUUUUAUAUACAGGAGUUAGGAUCAACUCAAAUCCGACUCUCGAAAAAAGAAUCUUCUUCUUUUAGUAAUGCAUUACUUAAAAAGCGAGGGGUAUGUUAGUAACAUGCGAACGCAUUUUAUUUAAGUUUUCUACAAGCGGCUGAGGCAUUAGUUCAUGAAACAAAUCUCGAUUUUGCUGCCUACGAGAUCUGCGACAACAUUGACUUGGAUACUAUAUUGAUGGAUUUUGAAAGCUUUUAUUUUGUUAAAUUCAAUAAAUAUCCAAAGAUUUCCAAGAAAGUUGCUAGUAAGUUUAAAAAUAUUGGAUAUACUUGUAGGCGCCUCAGAAAAACUUAAGAAUUCUGCCGGUUCCGAAAACGGAACAAGAAAGAAAAGGUUUGUGUUAGACAUCAUGUUAUUACAAACCCCAGCAAAUACAGUACGUUUUUACCGAAAAUCGGCGGCUCGUCCACUAAUUCUACGAAUUCCCCUACCGUUGUACCUAACCCCCAACCCAGUGUAAAGGGGGUUUCUGCAAGCUCCUCAGAAGGCAUGGUACGUCCGUUCCACUGUAGACUUAAACAUUGAUCUAUUAUAGCCUAAUAAGGACAUUUUACGGUCAAAACCAAUAAAAACUAAAAAUAUUAAGUAUUUAAACCUUAUUAUAAAGUAAAACGAGAGUUAUUUUUGACUUAAUAUGCCAAUAUGCGCUGGGAAAGCAUUUAUAAACGGAUCAUUCGCAAACAUCAUGACUACGUCUGCUUGUACCCCGUUUCAAAUAUUGGCUAUCUUUUGCAUACGUAUCAGAUGUCGACCUAUAGUAAAAAUGGUUAUAGAGAAAUGGUAUGCAAUAACACUGAAUGAAUCGCUUUGUCCUGUAUCAUAUCUUUUACCGAGGUCGAAUUGAAGUCAGACCUUUUUAACUGUAGGUGGGUUUGACCCUCAUAUAACGCCGUCCGACAAACAGCAACGAUUAGAAAAGGUGUGCUUAUCAACCAAUUUAUAUGUCCAGGGCUUUUGGGGGUGCAAAAGGACCACUCAAUAUUGUGUGCUUGCUUGUCUCCUCACUUCGAGUUUUGCAUCGCUUCUGUCCUAUACUCAAAAAAUAAAGUCUUAUCUUACCGAGUUUGCCCUUGCCUUUGUGGCCCAAGGCAAAUACAUUGGAUUUGGUAGCAGAAGGGAUUUCGGCCUCGUCUCCGUGCCCAGUCGUACAGAACGGCACAAUCUCCAACGAUACUCGGAAGUCGCAGAAAUUUGGACCAAUAAUUGACUUCCGCGCAAUCAUUAAUCAAGAAAACCGAAUGAGUCAGUCUGAAGAAAUUCCACACCAGGUCAGAAGGGGCCUUCUCAUGUUGCAAUUGCUAAUUCAACUUAUUUUGCUUCUUUAUCUAAAAUAAUGGAUGACGAAACUUUGCCCACACUGGUGAGCUUUAGAGGCUAGUCUGCAUGGCGUAGGAAGAGCAUACAGCACAGAACAGCCUGUUUGAAAGUAAUUUAAAUCUCAACAAACUCCUCUCUUUAACGCCGUGAAGGCGAUAAAAUAGCCGUUUGACCAAGUUGUAGGUGCGUUACAAAUUCAUAUAGGUGGUAUCUUAGCCUUAAACAUAAUCAUUCUUAGCCACAUUUGGAGCUCCUGUACCAUUUUGACAGAGAUAUAGUUAGUGACAGUGCUGGUAGCUUCCCAUUUUAAAACUUCUGUCCACUUAACCUGAUGUUUUGAUCCUAUUGCCCAACCAAACAAGUGCGAAUAUACUGACUUUUUCUUACACAUUUUUCUUAGGAAAGAUUGCUAAGACCAUUGGGUUCCUACGCCGGCUAUUCGGCUGAAUGGAGGGAGUUUGCUGCUACGAUUUCAAGGGUAUGUUAACGCACUUUUUAAGUCAGCUUAUUUCAAAAACCUCAGGCAAAGACGGAGUGCUAAGAAUUAUCGACAUCUGCUCCAAUACGCGUCCUGAUAUAUUCAUAAAAAGGAUUUUUUUCUCACUAGGACGGCUUAUUCUUAAUUCUAGACUUGCGGGUCUUCAUCAUCAAAAUUACUAUGUUAGUCUCUUAAAGAUAUCUACUUAUGUACACACUUACAAUACUUUUUAACGUUUCUACCAAUGAUGGAUUUAGCCAGGCAUACUACGACAGCUGAUGCUUAGUUUCGACUUACGUAAGAUUAAAAAAUUACAACAGAUAAUUAUGUCUUCAUUAAUGAAUAUGGAGGACUUGUAGUGGGUUUUAACUGGGCUUUUCCUCAAUAGUGCACAGCAGGUCGAGAGAAAACUUUGGUGGCCGCGAGUAAUUAGGAUCCGUAGGAUCCGCAUCCAUCAGAUUCAAAAACUAAAUUACGUCAAGCUGUGCCCUUUUGAGCGUCCGAAGCGUGCUUCGCUGAAGGCUAUUCUCAUUCGAAAUACACAAAACCGUUCUGUUGCAAGCGUUUCGGUCGACCGUUUUCCGUGUGCCUGAUGAAAUAUGAUGAGUCAAGUACGAAACAGUAUGUUGCUCAUUUUCAUGAGAGAACUGAUCUCGUCACCAACGAGGAUGCCUCUUAAGAUAAAAUUAAUCGAGUUCAGGGUUUUUGUUAUUGACAAGAGUACUCCGCUGAACAACUGUCUUUAGGUACGAAAAAACCUAUUGUAAUCUUUAUUUUAGGACAUUUAUCUUCACAAUCCGGACGUUCACUGGAAUGAUAUAAUCGGUUUGGAAUCCGCUAAACGCCUAGUCAAGGAGGCGGUUGUUUACCCGCUAUCAGUGAGCCAAAACAAAUGCACGAUUGUCAUUUUGCAAGUUUAUACCUCUUUCCAUCAUCUGUUUAAAAGAUGGCUGUGAUGUAAGAAACGUAUGACUGCGGGUGCUUAUGAGGCUGUCUUAUUCGCUCAAAAACCAAAAUAUUCACUGAAUUUUCAGUUCAGUGACUGGUUUGUUGGUAGUGGUUAUUUUUCUUUCUUUGUCCUGAGAAUGUUGGCGGUGCCGCUAGUGAUAAAAACUAUCUUGAUUAUGGUGAGGAUCAUAAUAAUGAUAUCGACAAACUUUAUGAGGCUGCCGAUGUCGAUGAUCGUGAUGGCGGUAGCGGCGGCGGUGGCAGCGAAUACCGUGCUCAGAGAAGUUUCAACACUCGUAUUUAUAAGGAACAUCUCGCCUGAUAUUAUUCGCUGAACAUUCUGCUUCGAUGGUGACUUUUUCAACCGGAACAAACACAAUUUAGGUCAAAGGCAAUGCUAGAAAACGAUCAGAACAAUUGGGAUAAUUCGUGUGGUUCUGUAAUACUAACGUGAUGACAUUAGCGGCAUAUAAUCGCCGGGCUUUUCACAUCACCAGGCUCCAGGUUAGAGUGACCACUCCGUUCAGCAUAUACUUCCUAUUAUAAUGAAGUCGGACUAUCAUUUCCCGUAAGCAGGUAGACCUCAUAGAUCUAAAAGGACUUGAAGUAACAGGUUAUCCGACCGACAAGUCGCCUGGGGUUUCAUCACAAAUGCAUGCAUAAUAUUCUACUCGAGGACCUACAGCACCCCGUUCCAGCUGAUCCGGUGUCCUUCGUUUCAUGAGCGGGCGCAAAUAUCACUGUAAUACAGUUGUCUUUCAAAUAACUGAUUGUACUUGUUUUCUAAUUGUAGUAUCCACAACUCUUUACUGGAAUACUUUCGCCCUGGAAGGGGUUGCUUCUCUACGGUCCGCCAGGUAACUUAACCCCUUUUUUCGUGUUCCACUUAAAAUAACGCUAGGGAUAAUCCCCUAAUGGAAUACUUUUUUGACAAAAAGGGACGGGCAAAACGUUGCUUGCAAAGGCUGUUGCAACGGAAUGUAAAACCACCUUCUUCAACAUAUCCGCUUCAACCAUCGUUAGCAAAUGGCGAGGCGAUUCGGAAAAACUGGUCAGGGUAAGAUCUCUCCUCCAUACCAUCUCCCCCGUCACUGCCAUAACCGCUAGGUGGCGAAAUAUUAUCUCGAGAAAGGCCUAAAAAUGUAAAUUGGAUAAUUUCCGCUUCGUAAUCUCUUAGGUUCUCUUCGAACUGGCUCGGUUUCAUGCCCCGUCAACAAUCUUCCUUGAUGAGCUUGACUCCCUCAUGUCCCAACGCGGUUCCUUUGGUGCAGGCGACUCUACAGGAGGGUCGCAGGGCAGCUGCGGUUCCCUAGGUGGGUCCACGGAGCACGAGGGAUCGCGUCGAAUGAAGACGGAACUUCUUAUCCAGAUGGAUGGUUUGGCAAAAUCAGACGACCUUGUUUUUUUGCUGGCCGCAUCCAAUAUACCAUGGUUAGUUGCUCAACUCGGUAUUAGAUAUAUACGAAGCAUUAACAUCUACUGACGACAAACAAGUAGACAUUGUUUUUUCGAACUUUUAGGGAACUGGACCAUGCUAUGCUAAGACGACUGGAAAAGCGAAUCAUCGUGGAUUUGCCAAACAAGGAAGCUCGAAAACGGAUGUUUGAAAACCUACUCCCUCAGAAGCAGGCAUCUUCGGAACCUGGAGGACUGGAAUUGAACACGCAGAUAGACUAUGAUCGUGUCGCUGAGGUAUUUGGUGUGUAUGUUGCCCAUAACACGGGCAGACGGUAUCUAAUUUUUUAUGUUGCCUACAGUCCUUAUGGAAGGAACUUAUUCAAGUAAACAAGGCGGACGCUUAGUAUUUCAUAUUGUAGUGGGGAGACGCCUGAGCGUUAGAAUUAAGUUUCUUCCGAACAGUAACAAUUAUAGCGGACAGCUGCUCCUUAUUAAGUUUACAUUAAAUCCCCUAGGAAUAGUUAGACUUGCUUAGUUAACGAGCUCCGUAUUGUAGUCAAUAAAAAUUGAUUGCAACACUGGUUACCAUGGGUGACGACAUUUACAGAGAACAAAGGACGUUUUCUUUGCCCUGGAAGCGAAAGAACUGUGACGCCCGACAUCGCUUUUUUAUAAUUGUCCUACUUAUCGCGUUUUCAUCAUCUGGGCUGGAGCAGAUUACGCUAUGUGUUCGGUGCGCAGAAGAUGAAAUGCGGUCAGCGGAGGACUUUCAGAAAAAGCAAAUUCACACUGAGAACAAUUGAAACCAGUUGCGAAGGUCCACGGAAGCUUUGAGUGAACUACGUUUAACCGGAGCCAGUCAGCGUACGCCAAAUUAUCGAUCUCGUCCGCUGGUGUUGAGUUGUCAGGGAACGACCUGAUGAUCACUAUAGAAAUUCUGCAUCACAGACACGAGUCCAAGAAGGAAGUGAUACUUCUGGACAAACACUUAUGCGUGCGAUACUUGCUGGGAAGCCGGCCUACGCCCAGGGUCGGUGCAGAUGCAGAGUAGGUGCAAACUAGUACUUAUUUAUUUCGGACCCCCACAAUGGAGUGCGCUGUAGAUACGCCGCACAGAAACGCGGGCUAGGCCGACUCGUAGCAUGCGUUUAUCCAGCUGCGCUAUGCAGAUGCCAACUGGAGGUAAAACUCGACCCUUCUUAGGACUGAGAGUCAAACCGUAAUGGCUCCUUCUACAUGUGGCACCUACCCAUUCGAGAUCCGAACGGACCCUACAGCAGCCUGGUACGUGAAGGAGAGAUAAGUUUGUGUAUGUCACACAUACAGGGACUGUUUAACUCUGUCAGCAACUGCGUCCACAUUCACGCCCUGACAGGGUCUUGUUACCGGGGUUGGGGAGGAGAGGGUGUAGUAGAUGUUGAGCAUGUCUGCUGUGCUGUGAGCAGCAGGUGUCGUCGUUCGCGGCGAUCGAACUGUCGUUGUCAGCGCAAAAUAUGCGCGCAUAGCAUCUGUCGCGAAGACAAGUCGGUUCGGUCGGAUCGUCUUGUGUAACGGUGAUAGUUGAGGUACUUGGCCUCCCUAACGGCCUACUGCAUCGCUUAUAUGUCUUAUAGGAAUUUCAUGACCUCCUGUGCAGCAUUCCAGAGCAAUCUCACCGCAAGCUAUUUUGCCCUUUUUCAGCUAACUGAGGGAUACUCAGGCUCGGAUAUUCGUCUUGUAUGCAAGGAGUCAGCCAUGAGUGUGGUACGAAAAAUCUUCGAGAUCCUUGAAGAUAACUCAGGAAAUGGUCAGUUGAUCUUACUUUGGCAUGCGCUUUUGACGUCUGAGCAGGCUUUCCUUUAAGUUUUCUGUUUGAAGAAGUCCUCCUAAAUGGAGAUAACACUCAUAGCCUCUUAGCAACUAACAUCAAGGUGCCUUCUUAAUGUGACUUCUAUGACAUUCUCACGCAUAUGGAAUCCCAGCUGCCCACCGCUUUGUGUGAAAUUCUGGUGUGGUGUGUGGGAUGCCAGCCCAUGUGUGUGUGUGCGACACGCAAAGUCGGGCUGGUUUCUGUUCGGCCAGCCAAUGCGCCCAAUCCCAACACCGGAUGAUUGACAGGCUGGAACAGUAAACUGUUGUCUGGGAGAGGGAAAAGAGAGAGAGGUCGACGGUCUUAGCGCAUAUUGCCCGCUAUAAACAAUCUAACGCGCCUGAAUUUAUCACGCCGGGCUAAGAACCGGGGUUGGAAAGACUGCCAACCCAUGGGAUCACUCAAUACUCCUCCCAGGGCGUAGAUACAGGCUGCAAUGACUACUUGUUUAUGUGGCUUUUAUGGCACUCCCAUCCAGUUACGAUCCAAGCCUCCUCCCCCCUUUCUUGUUCUGUAAAAUCCUGGCCCUUUGUGCUCUGACGAAGAGACGUGGUGUCACGCCUAGCUUCUGGCGCACGCCGCGCUAGCCACUUUCACGCCAUUCCGUCUCCGGUCAUCUUGACCCUGUCUUGACACCGGGGCCAGGUUUGGGAGGAGGAGCGCAGCAGAUACAGCGCAAGUCUACUACCGCUAUAAACUAGUCCACGCGCAAUCCAACGUCUCUGAAACCACCUUGCUGUUCAGCAUGGGGGUGAAAUAGUCGGAAUCGACGGUCAGACUGGCAAAGUAACACGCUAACGAGCAUUUCACAUUUCACAUAAAAUGACACUGUAAGUCCUUAACGAUCAAAAUUUUUAUCAGGCUACUUGAAAACCAGUGUGGGUGUCAAACUAGUUCCGUCAAGGGCCUACCUCAUCUCAUUCGCAUGGAACUUAUAUCCGCAAUCAAUAUCAACAACUCUACCGCAGUGUUUCCUUUCAAGCUGCUCAGUUUUACAUGCUCCUUGUUUAGUAGUGCAUGUUAUUAGUAGUUUGAGGGUGUGGAAACUGGAUUUUAGCAUAGAACGAUCUCUCUAUCACCAGUGUCCGGAGAAGGAGGUAGUUCUGAGAGAAUGUCUGACAAUACGUUUUCGCAAGUUUCAUGAUGGAUCGAUUAACCUGUUGUAGUAAUUCAAUUAUCAAGAAGAUUAACGUCACAGAGUAUUCAUCAAAUCAAUCCUUUUGUAAGGUUGUGAAUGACGAUUUUUAGUUACCGUUGCCUCGUGCUAUUCCUUCGAAUGAAGCAAUCCCACGUAGUGUUGAGCACGUUAGUCCGCAGUCGCUUUGGCAAGAUAGCGGAGAUAUUUCAAGCCAAACAGUGGAGAUAUUUAGGGCAUUUGGACAAGUUCUGCGUCACCUGCCGUAUGAGGUAGGUAUCACUGCCCUAAAUUUGACGCUGUUGGAGGCGCUGAAGAAGGGACCAGCACAAAACCUGACUCAACAAAGUCCGCGAUGCCAUGGAGGUGCCUUUUGAACCAUCGGCCUUUGGUCGAAUUUCCCAAGUGGUCGCAGAUAGUCGUGAGUGAAGAUAUAAGUUAUGGAGCCUCACUGAAACCUUAUAAACAAGUACGCCUGUAAAUGGAAUGUAUAUGUCUUUGUCGGUCAUGUUAUUCUGCCUAAAUAUAUACAUUUAUAAUAGCUGAAUUACGUUCACCGAUCGGGUUACGGGACAUGCACAUCCCGUUGUUCCUUGAGGCUCAGUCUAGAGCCCACGAAGGCAGUCAUAUAGUGGUUAUAAAUAUAUACUGAAAGAAGUACCGGAAAAGUCACCGAAGACUGGAAUUGUCAUUUUUGGCUUAUUAGCCCUAAUCAGCCAGCCAUAGCCAACCUAUCCCAUGUUCUCAAAAAACCUGAGUUUGGAUGCGGCUAUCUGGCAGCGUUGGCCUGUAGGCCUCUACACCUUUCGGCAUAUAUUUAUAUAAAAGAAUCACUGCCAGAACUUCAGUUUGUGAAAGUUGUUGGUUUGAGGUCUUUCGGACAAAAUACAGGCAAGUGCGGCAAUAAGAGAACCGACUGAGGAUGCAUCCUGUGUAAAUCUGUAAAUUUUCGGAUGAGUUACUACUUCUUCCGAGACUCAUUUAGCUUUGCUUCUACUUGCCUAUUUUCUCUUUUUGCCCAAUUUAGGUCUGAAAGAUGCAAAAAUCCGACUGGACACCGUCACUACGGCCGAUGUGGAACGGGCCAUAGCUUCAACCAUGCCAUCUGCCCGCGGGUUCGCUGCGAAGUACAGGGACUGGCAAGAGCGAUAUGGUUCGGUGUAGGGGAUCUCGCUCUUCAAACCCGCUUGCCCACCCCGUGCUUGUCUGUUACAUGUCUGUUUUUUGACCGCCGCAUGUCUUUGUAAAUACUCCCACCUGUUCAUAUGUUUCAGUUGAUCUCCGCUCGAAUAGAAGACCUAGUCGAACAACGAUGAUUAGUAUUAAAUGUUAAAAAAAACGCUUACUGAACAUGUAUGAGUAGAAAUGGAAACAAAUAUUCCGUCGAACGAGGCUACUGGCCGCUGUCUGUGUUGAGUCAAUAUCUAAUAAUUUCCCGUCAAACUUCGUUUGCAGCAAUAGCACUUACAUGUAGUAGGGGCGAUCAACCUGGGCAACAAGUGUGCUGACCAUUUUUUUAUCAUUAAUAUGAAACACUUCAGCGAUCACUGAGGCUCAAGGAAAAGAUUAAAAUUCGAGUUAAGGUUAAGACCGACACAUGCAGUUUGCAUCUCGAGAACCAUAAACUCAGAAAGGACAACGCCGCCUUCUGCGCAGUGCAGAUGAGAAGAAUCAGACAAUGAAGAGAGUCCAGAAAUUUGGAUGGCAGUUAAAGUAAGAUAGACGUUAUCUGCGGACAUUAAUUUACACACCUGAGCUUUUGGACCUGUUCUCGGGCACAUUUUCAGAGAUAUUAAAAGACUGAUAAAGCAGUUUACCUCGUGAGUUGGUCAGUCAGUCUGAUCUUAUGUCACUGAGGUUAGUCAUAUCGAUCGUUGUGAUAGUCGUGGAUCGUCUGCUUCAGCCUGACCAAUUAGUGUUUGGUGGACAGGGGCGCGAGUUUAAUGCGUACGUUUAACAAGUUGCACGUCUGGAUCGGCUAUCGCAGGAUCACUGGCGUCUUGAUUGAUUAGCCUUGUGUGGCAUAACUACAUGAAGGUGUGAUUCAACUCCAGCCAGUGAGUAAUUACACGACAGCCGUUGCCGAAGUUGUCUAUUGUGUGCUCUACAAUAGGCUGUGAGGGCAGACAUGGCGAUCUGUGCGUGAAUUAGUUUAUGGUGAUAGUGGACCUUUAAAACAUCUAAUGCACUCUCUCCUUCUCCCCACCUGGGUCCGGUGUCAAGACAGAGUCAAAAAGACCGAAGACGGGAGAGGUCGUAGGUGGAUGGCGCGACCAAACUCGCACCUGACGCUCCACUUCACACACCCUGCUCCUCUCUGCAAUGGACCAGGAUUUUAAUUAACACCAACAAUGGGGGAGUGACGGGGGUCCCAAUGUUUGCGACCACUGCCGGCAACUGGGUCUGCCACCGCACCCCGAAAUGUUGGCAGUGGUUAUGGCGCGCAUUUCGAUAACGCCUGCCAGAAUCCGAUAUGGUCCCCGCGUUGGUCUAGCGCAUCUACCGCGUGGCACGUUUGGGCGGCGCGUCUUCACACAGAUGAUAAUUACUCUCCCCUCCGAGCGGCUACUAACAGACUGUGAGGAGGAUUUAUCCUGAGGAACUCCACCUGGUCGCUGAAAUUCGCCACGCAGGAAGAUGUUGAACAUGAAAUAAAAACACCGGCUGGCAGCAGAACAUACAGUAUGACCGGCAUAUCCUAGCAAGACAGACAAAAUGUAGGUGAGCAAUACGAUGGGGAAGUGCCAGAUGUUAAAAGUCGAAUCUGGUAGGCUAUUUUGCGAACUUCGCUAAAAAGGAUAGAAUAAAAAGGAAUGAAUGGCGCACUGGCAACUGAGGAAAACUAGUGCAUUUGGAAUCAGCGUUGUCGUUCGGAGAAAGUUCAAAUGCAGAAAACCCAAAACGCCCUGACUAGAUAGGCGGUUGUGUUGGGAGUGCCUACACUCCCAAAAACAAGAGCCAGCCAAUCGCUGGAGGCCACGUGCGUCUUGUCUAGCACGCCGUCAGUAUGAUGGUGGCGCCUCGCCAUUGGCUGCUCCCUUCAAGCCUGAUUGAUCCGUGUAUGUGAGUAAUCGAUCAGCUCUUCUAGAGUGUUCUUUUCGAAAAGCAUUGGACCGAAUGCAGACAAACCCCAAUAGGGUGUUAUAAAUACGCAUUAUUUUUCCAGUUAGACUUGACUUGCAGUUUCCUAAUACACUACUUUGUGACCGGUCGUGCUUCCUCUGCCGCGUUGGUAGUGGGAACAUGAGUCGAGUGCGCAUACGUUCCGCGUAAUUUCCAGUUACCAGCCAGGGUCAUAACAGUUUGUCAAGAUGAUUUUCGGCACAAUGGCACCAGAAUGGUUUGAUAGCAUGAAUUCCUCAGGAAACCUAGGGCUGUCAUUAAAUUAUUAACUGCCAACAGUCCGCGACACUCAAUCCCCUUCACAGGAAGAGGACUAUGAUCCUGUUCAAAAAGUAUUGUCGAAUUCGAAGGGUUGUUUGAGUACGCAGAAAAAUCUCGAUCCUCAGGAGAGUUUCAUCCAUGUUAUGUCGUUUAGAAGACAGGUUGUUUGUCAUCAUUCACAGCUAAAUAAAAUCAAAUUGGAGGGAGUGAUAAAAAUGCCCUUAUUCAAAACCUCAGAGAAAUAACAGUAUAUCAAAGCCAGGAGGAACACUGCGGUCGCUUUUCAAAAAUGAUCGCGAGGCCCGAGGUCCCAUAAAUGCAGAUUCCGAUCCCGGUUGAUUCAGUUUCAUUCAGUACAAUCUGCAGAAUGCUGAUGACUCCCAAUCAACUGAAUCUAUUGUGGUAGAGCUACACCUGAGAAAAUCGUUUAAAAGUGGAGUGGACUACGUGAGAACAGUUUGCUCGGCAUCAACAUACUGGAAGGCCAGAAGAGUGAAUGUGGGGUGUGACAAACAGUAUGUUUUCCCGCGAGCUGCGAGUCCGCCAUCAUGAACUUCGGCCCAGGCUUAAGUGGUCUGUUGUGUUUUACAACGCAAGGCACCUUCUGCGUUCGUUCAAUGCCUGAAUCUACUUCCUCACACAAACAACUCACUCCUUAGAAAUCAGUGACGAGGGGGGGUGCUAUUGCAGUUGGGAAAGGUGUAAACAGGCGGUGGAAAGGAGGAGGAGGAGGAGCAAAAAGAAGUCAGCUUAGGCAAAUUGACGUUUUUUAAUUAAUAAUUACCAGGUACUGCCGCUAAAAUACGUCUCAUUGGUGAGAAAAAAGCCAGACCGAUUCCCUCCAUGUUGCAGGCCUGCGCACAGCGGUCAACGCCUUUUCGGGCCCAGGACGGUAGCAAAUUCAGCUGACUCACCACCGGACUGGAAACGACUCAUUAGCAUGCAGGUAAACAAUGUGUGCCUCUAGAACAAAGCAAAUUUUGCAAGCCAUCGGAAUGUGGAGGUAAUAAUCGUCCAAGUCCUCAAGUAAUCAAGUAGAAUUCGACAGGCAAUUUGGCGAGCAUACGUCUGCUUUCGAUAAAUUCUCUUCAGGCCUGUACAUUUAUAUGGCUAUUGAAGUAAUGCAUUAAAAGAUACGGGCGAGUAGAUAAUUGAGAUGUAGCUCGGGUUUGGGGAGGGGAAGAGUGAAACACCAUAAUUCCAGUCAGCGUCAGGGAGAAGGUGGGUCUCAGCGAAGGUAAUUACAUGCGGGUGGCUGGCUUGGUGGCUUUGAAGCAUGGCAACUGUGGGACCUGUAUGAAGUUCUUCUGUGCUCACAGGACCGGUUCGCAUAGCCUGAUUGCAGCCAACUCUGCCGUAGCCAACAAGCGCUGCUCAAAUAGUUUUGGAUAGUUUGAUGGGACCUUGUUUAUAACUCUGAAGGCCUCUCUGACGCCUACACGGUGGUCUGUGUCUCCCAUGUGCGCGAGGAUCGAGCUGCUAAUGUUCUUUAUUUGUCCCUUUCCUAACAAUGUUGGGAGAUGUUCUUUUAUUCUUUUGGAUAAACGCCGGCUCGUGCGACCAAUAUAUUCUGUCCCACAGGAGCAGGUGAAGGAGCAAGUACACAGAGAGGUGGUCUGAGCUGGUAGUUUGUCCUUGUCCUCUCCUUAUAGGAUGUAACUGGUGGAGAACAGUGCACGGGUGUCAGCUGCUAGAAAGGUCUGUGAUACAGCUUGAGUUAGGCGUCUUUUUAAACUCUAAGCAAAGAGGCAUGAGAAUUCUGAGCUCGUAGAUCUGUCGGGCAAAGAUAGCAUUCCGUAGACGACGCGAAUCCAUGGGAGAUAGAGGCGGAACGCGAGUAUUAACCCCCCACAUCCCUGCGCCCGUGCGGUGGGAGGUUAAAUUACUUCGGUCUAAGGGGCGGACGCCUAAGACGCAUGCCUUUGUUAUGUUCUGCCAAUCCAAAUGCGAAAGUGGAAUGAAGAUGCGACGUUGCUUACGACUUAUUGCACCGAGCAUUUUAAGUAUCUAUUCGAGACCUCUUGACAGACGGAACGAAGCAUCCAACGAAUAGUCAGGGAUCGAUCUCAUGAAAUGUAGGCCGAAAUUCUGAAGUGCGUUUUUUUAUUAGGAAGGAUUACCUAGGUGGGGUUGUAACACCAAUUAUUAUGCGGCAUAAUCCCAUAAUAUUUCAGAUUCGCCGGCAUAAUGGCCUUUGGAACUAUUUUUUUCGACCUCCAACGAAAACCUCGCUCGGUAACAAUGACCGCUUAAGUAGUAGGCAUUUUUCGCAUUGAUUCUCGAUGCCCUUUAUAAUUUCAAACAUAUUUUACAGGAAAUGUGCGCAAAAAUAUUUCUUCUUACGCUGAUUUGGUAGAAAAUCACGUCUUCACAUUUUACGCUCGAGGAAACUGUGACUUUUGUUUUAGAAAGUUUAUAAUUAUGAGGUUUUGAAUACCAAGCAGUAUGCAUUCCUACAGCAGCGUACCUAUCCGUUUAGCAAUGCCACUUAUGACGUAUAAAACGUGUUUGGCAUCCAGUCCAGAAUUUUACCAGCUCUACAUGGUAUCUUUUUGAAAGCCUAGUAAACUCUAUGAUUUGUCCUACGCAGAAAGUUUACAUCUUGUAGACUGAAAUCGCUAAACGCUAAUGAGACGGCUGAUCUGGUUCAAAAUUAUUCGAGGAUUGGGAAAUUUUUCAAAACCUAAAUAUACCUUUUCUUCGAGUAUACAAUGUACAGGAGAGGUGAUUUACUGCCAAAUGAGUAAAAGAAGGCCUUUUUCGUUCAUUUUUCCUAUAAAAUACAUUUAAACUCAUAAGGGUAACGAAAAUCAAUGUGAGAAAUGCAUACUACUUAAAUAGUCAUUUUUAUUAAGUUGCUUUCUGCACCUGUCCAAUACCUGUUAAUCUCUAUGGUAAUCACUGUGUACUGGAGAACCGUUUUUGCUGAAAGUUUUGAAAGUUAUUUUCAAAAUAAAGCAUUCCUCUCUCUCUCUCUCUCAAAAAAAAGAAAUGCAUUCAGAAUUUAUCGUCCCAGUGAGUCCAAAAUAUGGUGGGAUUAUGCCAAACAUCAAUCAGUAUUGCACAACCUCCUAAGUAAUCUGUUCUUACCGACAACGCAUUUCGGGAUUUCAGUCAGCAUCUCAUGAGAUCGAUCACUGACUGUAUUUUACUUGUCCCAUUCUGUAUAGAAAGAUUACUGGUGAGGAACGAAUAGCACUGGGCGCAACAGAACCGGAGAAUUCCAUGUUGUAAGAUGACAAAGUAGUUGCACAAUUCUAAGGGAUAUGAGCCUUUCCGUGACCAGGCUAGGCUGAGCACAUCUGAAAAUAUGUGGGAUUAGAUCCCAAUCAGGCAGGGUUUCGACUCAACUUGAAAUUAUCGCACGUUACUUUGGUCCGGACUUGGAAAGCUACAACCACUGCAUAUGUGGGUCAUUUUGGCGAAAGCAUGUCGCGGAGGAUUGGCAAAGCAGCAGUAACAGAAUCUAUGAGGCUGAACUUUCACGUAAAUAUGAUCUCUGAAUUUCUCUUUGUUUUUUAUCCAAGCUAGGCUUUCGAGAUACAAAUCCACUGUUGCACUAGGCAUGAACUUUUGGAGGCACAAGCUUGGUCCGAUUUGCGGAAAAGGCCCUUUUUGUCCGUAUGUUUACAGUAAUGUGAGGUAUAGUUGUUGGGUGGGAAAAUCAUUAGCUGAGGAGGAGUAGACAGGGCGUGAAGUAUUUAUUCGCGUGUCCAGUUUAAUGGGUUGAAGGACUGGACAGCCUUGUUUGAAGUGGUCAGUCCGAGGUCAGGUUCCUCCUCAUUACUCUCCUGAACCGCCAGAUGGACGGUGAUCAUCAGGUGGAGAACACAGAAACAUUCCGACUUGCUAAACGGGGAAGAUAAACUGAUCGAGGACAUUUAGUUACUUCUUUAGGACGUCUCGUGCCUAUGAAAGCCUUCGUCUACGUCCUGCAGUUUCAAUAACCAAAAGAUACCUCGCACGCACCGCCAAAUCCGUAGGCGAAUCAACUAACAGGCAGCAGGCCACAGCAGCCGACUGACCGUACCUACUUCAGACCCAGACGUGUAGCAGAGAUUGGACGGAGGCUUUACGACGCGCCAACUACUGCAUCCCAUCGUGUCUCCUGUAAAGUACGUGACCUAUCUCGUGAAAUCUGAUAACGGAAACUACUGAGAGGAUUUCUGGACACCUUUAACGUCGCGUAUUUUGUUCGAUCAUCCACGUCCUUCAAUGAAACGUCCUUUUCUUGUGCAAAAUUAGCGUUUACGUAAUUAUAUCAAGUAGAAUAUCAGUAAAUGUUAGCGAACAUGAACGUUGGAAUAUAUUUGAGCAAUUUCCUAUGCUAAUACAUGUCCUUGACUCCGGUUACGCACCUGAGUGAUUUUUUCAUUGAAAUGAUAGUAGUUUAUCCGCGAGAGUUUUAAUAAACAGAUUUAGCCGGACUUGAAAAUUUACUUUUGUCCGAUGUUAACCAUGGUGAUCAACCUGCUAAAAAAGGUUACUUUAAGAAAACCAGAGGUUUUACCAAUUGUUAAAUGUCAAAUUAGCAGUUCUGUGCGAUUUGGUGCCCAUAUCAUUUACUUCAAACAAAUAAAAAAGGAAUCAGUGGGAAACUGUUUUGGAAUCCACAUUCAGAAUGUAGGCAGUUGACAUAUAGUCAUAUAUGAAAUCGCACUACUUAUUAAACGAUAUUUAGAUGUAAACUUCACUAAAACACUGUUAUUAGACGUUAUUCUAUGUCUACUUUCAUAUUUACUACGUUUUUGGUAUGAAAAUACAUUCUAUACAUCUAAAAACAAACUUCACUUAAUUAGGGCCAUUUCUGACGUUUUCGGUAUAUUGCACUUUUAAAAAUAAGUCGACAUUUCUAAACAACACAACACUGUCUUUAACAUUUCUUUUAUGUUUUCAAUUCUUUUAAACUUGUACUUAAUUAACAUAGAAAUCGGACUCAUGAAAUGGUGUCGGUUUGCGAGGGAUUGACAAUCAUUCGUAAAUUUCGACACAUUUCAUAAGUUAGGUCACUAACUGUAGGCCCGACGCUAAAAUGUUGUUGGAAGACAAAAUAAACUGGAAUGCAUUCAGCGCGUGUCCGGAAGGGACGCAGUAUGCGACUAAACUUUGCGCAUUACGCAUUACAGCCUACUGAUUCUUACGAAAACAGUAUUGUUUAAUUAGGGUAUACUGAUUUCUUUUUUUUCAAGAAAACAGUAAUUUUCGCUUAAAUAUCACAUUCAGAUUAUUUUCCGGUUGAUAUACACACUAAUUUGGCAUACUUUACUCGUGCUGGCAACCUUGGCGGCUUCUCUGUAUUCCGUUGUUCUGCAUCAUUAUGUCGUGCCGUUAGGUCAACGUCCCCACUUUACUCUCGUGGGGUUCGCCAACGUCAUUCGUCCUUGGGUUUCUAUUGGCUGUGUCACCGUCCUGAUCACUGAACGUGGCGUCUCAUUUUGCAGGCGCUGUAUUUAGUUUUCCUUGGUUUUUCGGUAUUAAAUUUCACUAGCACUCAAUUUUCCGGGUCGCUUUCAAGGUCAUGCAAGGAUCUAUUAGAACCUAUAAAUUAGAGCAUUCUUCCACAACUUCAUCCUUUUCAUCACUCUCUUCCCCAUCCAUUAGCUCUGCCCAUAUAGCCUCCCACUUCAACCGCUCUCGUAAGACACGAUGACCUAUCCUCCACAUUCUGGAUAGGGUCACAUAUUGCGUCGUUAGUGAAGGUCCGCUUCACAUUUUAUUCAGAACUAUCAGGAGGCGCCAGAGUUGUAGUUUGGAAGGCUGCCAGCUUACCCCUCCUCCUCCCCUCAAAACGAGGAUCAGACUGCAAUGGUUCCCUCUUAAAACGGCCUUUGCGACAUCUCUUUUCACUUACGGAUCCGAAACCUUUUUCACCGACACCUCGUUCAUGUGGGUGUAACGACCUUGGACCUUGCACCACCACUCUUGUAUCAUUCGUGGGUGUAGAUUCAGUCUCGUCAACUGGUACGCCAGGCUUAUUUUUAGAUCUCUGCAUUUUAUCGCAUCACCUGAACAGUUUCGGUGUGGGAGGAGUUCUUGCAUAAGUUAAUUCUCCGCUGACAGUGUUGAUCCGUGUCGCGAGCAACAGCUGGGGUCUGGGCAUUAAUCCGUGUUUUAGGAACUUGGGGACACACUCUACAUUUGGUGCCUUUCAAAUAUGGCAGUUCGACUGUCAUGCCCGACGAUAUCCAUGGUGCGCUCCACAACAAGGUGGGGAGGGCACGGCGACUUGCAAGUGAAUUAGUUUAUAGUGAGACUUGCGAAGCAUCUACUGCACCCUCCACUCCUUCCCACCUGGGUUCGGUGACAAGACACAGGCAAGAAGACCGGAGGCGAGAGCGGGCGCAAGUGGCCGGCACGGCCGGACCCGCACCUAGGCGUACCAUCACACAACCUGGUCCACAAUAAACAAUUGACCAGGGUUUUAACCAACAACAAAAACAGCACCACAGCGAGGCAGAAAGACAAGGAUGACUGGGCGCCAUGCUGGUUCUAGAGAACUGCCAGUUCACACCAGGCUGCGAGGACCAUGGUUUGUUGCAUCCUGGCAUAGCAGAUGCUUGCAUACCUUGCGUCCAAAAUCAAGAAGUCUGCUUAUGCCACUCCAGGUCAAGUACCUCGAUCGGAGUAUUCAGCCAGACACGGAAAUAUUCUCCCCUCUACUGCACUACAGGUGACCCUGCGCUAACUUCCAGAUGGUGCAUAUUCCCUUUUCCUCCUAACCGUUACUCUUAUAACAUCCUGGAAAUACGCGCAAGAAAACCUGCAAUAUGGGAGGCCCAUAUUCCAGUGUUCUGUCGAGAACUCACCGGAAACUGCCAGUGACUGUGCCAGAUUCUGGGGGAAAAAACAGGCUACAUACAUGAAGUUCUGUCUGACGUAUCGAUUCUGCGGUUGGUAAGCAAAGUCACAUACAUGCCAGGAUUGCGCCGUCCUCCAUCUCCUCCUCUACUGCUUCUAUCAUGUGUACAACAGUAUGUGAGUAAAAGGUAUCGGCGCAACAAUUUGAACUCUGUCUCAGACCACCUGUACAUUAUGUCGAACGUGCUAGCAACGCAAAGGUCCUCCCUCGAAAAUCACGCGGGAUCACCAUAAACCCCUCCCCUGUCUGUACUCAGGCAAAAGGACGUGGCCACAACUUUCACCCUGACAAAAACACAGUAAAUUUUGGUCUUCAUGACUUGUAACCUCAAGUCGCCUGUACUUUUACUCAGAAAGAGGCAGCAUACCUGACAAAUUUCAAGGGGAAUAUGGUCGAACGUUUUGCACAUAUCCCGUAAAUAUUGCAAGAAAUUAUGGCAUUACUCUUUUGGUUUAUUAGUCACCUUGGGGACGGGGGGUGGGGUUAGGUUAGUGGGUGUGCUCUGGUUAUCAAAACAGAGAAUUAAAUCUACAUUAGGAUUAAGAGAGAAAGAUAGUUGCCCAACACACUCCUUGGUAGCUAACACUGUUACCAGUUCGCGGCCGACAUGGCGUUAGAGAAUGCGCACAUUUGCCAGGCAAGGCUUUGUGCGGUGAGUGAUUUAAUACGCCACAGGAAUAGGAACACCCCUUAUUACCCAUGGCUUUGCGCUAGACUAGUUAUUAUUGUAUAGUCAAAAAACCUCAUGCUAGUUUUCAUUUCCCUCUAUUAAACGGCCCCGGAAUCAGUACAAAGUUUCCCUAGUCCUCACUACAGUGAGGGAACAAUCAAGUCAUUGAUGCCACCGGGAACAGUGUAAGGUCGGUCUCCUGUUAUCAGGCCCGUAUGGGAUUAGGAGUAGGGGGGAGGAGGAGGAGGAGGAGGAGGAGGAGGAGGAGGAGAUGUUUGCGGCGGCGGCGGCGGCGGCGGUGGUGGUGGUGGUGGUGGUGGUGGAAGAGAAGGAGGAGAACACGUCCUCCGAUACAUGUUUCUUUGUGGUCUAG